Molecule: messenger RNA, 1437 nt
Organism: Exserohilum turcica Et28A
Lineage: Eukaryota; Fungi; Ascomycota; Dothideomycetes; Pleosporales; Pleosporaceae
Exons: 1
Coding region: 1-1437 (478 amino acids)
Molecular function (GO): catalytic activity
Source: RefSeq, a predicted model, not a curated record
AUGGAUUCUCCAAACAUCUCCGCGUAUGACUCCGCUGCACGAAUCUGGAAACAAUUAGGUCUUCCGGAGGUUGCUUUGGCAUCACUCGAGUUGCCACUAGAUGCUGAAUGCUUCCCGUCUUCUUUCAAGGUCGAUGUUCUCGCACAGUCAACCAUUGGUGUAUCUGCACUUGCGGCAGCUCUUUACUGGUCCGUUCAGCACAACAACACCAUACCGCGCGUCGUUGUUCCAGCCGAGCAUGCGUGUGUCGAGUUCAAAUCUGAGCGACUUUACACUCUUAACGGAGAAUCUGCAUCCCCACCCUGGGGCACCAUUGGUGGACUACACAAGGCUUCUGACGGCUACGUCAGGAUUCACGACUCUUUUCCGAACCACCGGCGAAAUGCACUACAGAUCCUAGGAUUGGGUUCUGAUGCCUCCAAGGACGAUGUUGUAAAAGAGGUGGCCAAGUGGAAAGCUGUCGAAUUAGAAACUGAAGCUUUUCGAAGAGGUGCUGUCAUCGCCGCAGUGCGAUCUCUUGAGGAAUGGGACGCACUACCGCAAGCCGAAGCUAUCGCGGAUUCUCCGAUACUGAUAAACAAGGUCACUCACACCACCCCCUACAUACCUUCGAUGCCACCAGUGGCAGACAAAUGUUUACAAGGAAUUCGUGUAGUUGAGAUGAUCCGAGUAAUCGCCGCGCCAGUUGCGGGUAAGACACUAGCCGCACAUGGGACAGACGUAAUCUGGGUCACGUCGCCAUCUUUGCCAGCUCUUCCAGACCUCGACAUUGAUCUAUCCCGCGGGAAGCGCACGGUACAGCUGGAUAUCGAGAAGGAGGAAGACAAAGCGACGCUGUUGGAUCUACUUUCCACAGCUGACGUCUUCAUUCAGAGCUAUCGUCCUGGAAGCCUUGCGGGGAAAGGACUAUCUGCAGAAGAACUCCACAAGACCAAUCCAAACUUGAUCGUGGCAAGCCUAAAUGCUUAUGGUCCAUCCGGACCAUGGAGUAAGAAUCGUGGAUUUGACUCGCUCGUACAAGCUUGCUCUGGUAUCAAUGUUGCAGAAGCUCAAGCCUACGGUGGAGACGAGCCUACACGCGUGUUGCCAUGUCAAGCUUUUGAUCACGGUGCUGGAUACCUUUUAGCAACCGGUGUUAUGGCCGCACUGUACAAACGCGCCACCGAAGGAGGUACAUAUGAAGUGGCGGUAUCGCUGGCUGGCGUCAUGAAAUACCUACGGUCUUUGGGUCGCUACGAAGGUAAGAGUGGUUUUGACCGCAAAGACUUUGAGAAAGCGCAAGAUGUAGAAGAGUACCUUGAGUCGAGAGAUACGGCCUUUGGUACUCUGAGGGCUGUCAAAUACGCUGCGAAGAUUUUCAACCUUGAUGUCGGAUGGGAUGUCAUGCCCAAGCCCCUGGGUAGUGACACUCCUGUGUGGCUCCAAGGUCAUCGUUGA